Soboliphyme baturini is the source of this 2616-nucleotide messenger RNA. NCBI's taxonomy places the organism in Eukaryota, Metazoa, Nematoda, Enoplea, Dioctophymatida, Soboliphymatidae. The record is from the annotation of a GenBank genome assembly.
GUCGAUAUCACGACUCGCGAUCAGGCCGGUGUUGGCUUUCUGGUGGAAUGCAACCUUGCCGAUAAACAUCAAGUAAAGACAAAGGGUGGUAUGGCAGAUUCACGCAGGACAUACGGCGAACAUCUAGAUUCGACAUCGAAGAGUACCUCUGAAAGCACGAGGCUCAGCCUGCCUGGAAAAUUUGGACUAUAUCGUUUUAAGCGACCUGGGGAAUACCGAAGAGCAUCAGUUUUGGGUACGUUGGUGGAUGGAUUGCGUAGUCGAUGCAUUUCUGGCACGGAAAGCAUCGUCAGUGAAUGUGUCGAUGCCUUGGAGUCGGUCGCGGUCGAAAUUAGAAGAUCGAACAAAACCUUUGUUCCCAUUCAGCUGCUACAAAAGACAGUUUUAACGCUGUUGAAAAUGUUCGCAAGAAAUUCGUCGAACUCUAUUACCGAAAAGCAGCGACAGGAGCUUCGACUUGAAUUUGGACUGUUUCCGGAAAAAUGCGUCAGGGAUGCUUUGAACAGCGUUAUUAGCUUGAAGGGCUGUUUUGCAGAAGAGUCCGAUUUUUAUGAGAUUCUUUACAGAAUUUUUGAAACCUUCGAUGGUCUCUUAGCGCAACUCAACGAAAUGGAGCCGGUGCAAACGAUAAAACUGGGCAACAGAAUUGGAGCUGUUGAACCAGAUGCCCACUAUACGCGCAGAAAACAACCAGCUGCACCACCCCUAGGUCAACAGAUCAUCGUGGCGUCAGAAGAGGAGAAACUAGCCGUAAAAGAAUUUUACAAAGGGCAAAAACGGUACAGAAAGUUGGUCAAAAAAGGCAUCGACGAUGACGAGGGGUCUGCGUUUCUAAGCAUGCGGAACAAGGAGCUGACAGAAUAUCAAAGCAGGCCAAUUUUUAGUCAAGCAAAAUCUCUCGUUGUCCCUCACAAUUAUCGUUACGUCUUCGAUGCCACGGCCGGCAGAGCAAUUUCCUGUUACGUGAAAGGCAAUAAGAUGGUUCUACCGGAAGGCAGCCAAAGACGUAGCACGAAAUUAUAUGAUGAGGUCUAUGUACCUGCUUCAUCAGUGGUUCCAGCUGAAGCUGAGGUAGAGCGAAUAAAAAUAAAAGAUCUAGAUCAGAACUUGCAAAAAGCCUUUUCAGACCUGAAGGACUUGAAUGUUAUUCAAAGCAUCGUCUUCAGACAAGCUUAUGAAACCAACGAGAACUUGUUAGUCUGCGCACCGACCGGCGCAGGAAAGACAAUCACUGCUAUUCUAUGCAUUUUGCGUGUAUUGAAGAACUUUGCGCAUAAUACCGAAGUAGACAAGGCUAACUUUAAGGUGGUGUAUGUUGCACCGAUGAAGGCGCUUGCCGCUGAGAUGGUACGAAGUAUGGUAUCACGCUUGAAAACUCUCGGACUGACGGUGAACGAGUGGACUGGUGAUGUGCAGCUGUCACAAAAGCAGUCUGCUGAAACUCAGGUGAUUGUUACUACCCCGGAAAAGUGGGAUGUUAUCAGCCGCAAAACAAGCACUGACGAUCCCCUAAUGAAUGCUGUUCGACUUGUCAUAUUUGAUGAAAUCCACUUGCUCAAUGACACCCGUGGUGCCGUCAUCGAGGCGAUUGUCGCUCGAACAUUACGACAGGUCACUAUUUUGCAGUGGGUUCAAGAAGGCAUGUAUGAGGGAACCAUGUCUGCUUGUAAAGUUGAAAUAAAGCAGGAGACGAUUCGACUAGUGGGUCUUUCGGCCACACUGCCCAACUACCUCGACGUUGCAAAGUUCUUGCACGUUAAUCUCAACAACGGUUUAUUCUUCUUCGAUUUCCGUUUCAGGCCCGUACCUCUCAGCCAAACAUUUAUCGGCGUAAAGAAAGGCGACACGUUUUCAGAUAUGACAAAUAUGGACCGCAUUUGCUACGAGAAAGUGCUGCAGUUUGUCAAAGAAGGCCAUCAGGUGAUGGUGUUCGUUCAUUCCAGAAGCGCAACUAGCAAACUAGCGUCGAUUUUUCAGCAGAUUGCUAACACAGAAGGCGAUCAUGCCUAUUUUUUGCCAUCUAAAUCACAGAAAUUUUUUAAGGCUCAAAAAAUGAUCUCCAGAUGCCGAAAUCAUCAGUUGGAUGACCUUUUCGCUUCAGGCUUCUCUAUUCACAACGCGGGCAUGUCACGUCAUGAUCGUAGCGUAGUGGAGAGAUUGUUCGCUGAAGGCUCCAUUCGGGUAUUGUGCUGCACGGCAACAUUAGCUUGGGGCGUGAAUUUGCCCGCGCACGCCGUCAUCAUUCGGGGUACGGAAGUUUACAACCCUCAGACAAGUUCUUUCAUCGAUUUGGGAAUCUUGGAUGUUCAACAAAUAUUCGGCCGCGCCGGUCGGCCUCAGUUUGACACAUCUGGCCAUGGUGUGAUUAUUACUACGCAUGACAGACUCGACCAUUACCUUAGCCUUUUGACGCAUCAGGUGACGGUCGAGAGUCAGUUUCUGAACAGCUUAGACGAACACCUGAACGCUGAGAUCAGUCUUGGAACUGUUGCAUCCGUUGAUGAUGCGAUGGAUUGGCUAAGGUUUACGUACUUUUACAUCCGAGCGCGUGCAAGUCCAAUCACAUACGGCGUACCACCCAAAGCUUUCGAUACAAAGUCGUUGAAGGACAAGUAA